AUGUAUAAACAAUCAUUGAUACCCAUUGCACUUAUAACGUUCCUACUGUUACUAUCGUUACUGCGGCCGUCGCCACCACCGUCACCGAGUGACACGCGUCCUAGCCUACAACACCCGACAACUAUUUACAGCUCAUCAUUUACUCGGGCUAUACAACAACGUGAUUCAAAUGAAGAUGAUGAUAUUGUACAAUUUUCGAUAGUACGGCCAACACCCACACAGGCUACACAGAUACGGUCCAUAUCAUCGAACCUGACCACCACUAUUGCCUCAUCUCAAUCUACUGAAAAUCCAAAUGACCAAGAUGUAUUUAAGUUGGUUUUCACCGUGGGUUCAGAUGAUUCUUAUUAUAAUGCACGUUUCCAAUUUGGUGACAAUCUGCAACAAAAUAACGACUCGGACAACUCGGACUCGCAAGGUAUUGGACUUCGAUUAGACUUGAUCCAGCCAGAAGUGUGGGUCAUGAAUGAGGAUAAAUAUAAAGAGUGUUCUGAGAUUUAUGAAUCACGAAGCAGUAUUUUGAAUCAAUAUCUGAGCGCUUCCAGCAUACCUUCGUCAGUCACUGACAGUCCAUUAUUUACAACCAAUUGCGCAAAACGGGGGUUAUAUACCAGUUCAGAAACCAUGCCAGCGCCACUGGGUGUCGGUGAUGCUUCAAUAUACAAUGGUGACUCGUACAUUAUUCCCUAUAUGAACCAAAUACACGCUAAGGGACAAUUUGCUACGGAUAAUUUCAAUUUCAACUUGACUCUGGGCUACAAUUUUCAAAUGUCAAAUUUCACCUUUGUCAAUGUUAAUGACACAAAUGUAUUUGUUGGUGGAUUAGGUUUGGCAAGUUACCCAAAGGGCAAUGGGUUUUUGUCUCGAUUGGUGCAACAAAGCAUCAUCAAGUCACAAAGUUACUCGCUUUGGUUUAGUAAUUCGGCUUCAACGGGCAACGAAUCCAUUGCCCAGUUGAUACCUGGUGUUGUAAAUCGAAAAUACUAUGUCGGGGACUUGUAUUCGGUAGAUAUGAUACCUCAUACUGGUGUACGAUACAACUCGAGUCAAGAUUCAGCCAAUGGUGAUUUAGCCAAUUUGAUUCUACCUAUAGUCAAUGUUGAUAAUGUAAAAAUUGAACGGGUAGACACUGGAGAAAGUGUUUCGAUUAAGUCAGAUGAAGACGAAGUGUUGCCUGUUUUGCUUGACUCAAGAAUAUUAUACUCAUACUUGCCACUUAAUGUCAUUAUAAACUUGGCGAUCCAGACCAAUGCGUUUUAUAGCUCAGAAGCUAAUAGAUGGUUAGUUGAAUGUGACACUUUGACUUCCAAUGGAAAUGCAACAAUUGAUUUCGUUAUUGGUUCGGUUACGGUCCAAAUACCGUUGCUUGAGUUUUUAGUCGAUGCAGUAUACAAUGGUUAUAACUUGCAAUUUGAAAACGGGAAAAAGGCAUGUUAUUUGACCUUUUUGAGGAAUGAUUAUGCUGGUUUCAAUUCUUUGGGGUUGCCAUUUUUAAAACACAUUUAUCUCGUUGUUGACAACGAUGGGAAACAAGUGGCAUUAGCAAACAGCAACAAGUUCCUUGACGUUGAUCAAUCUGAGCUACUUCAUUUACAAGAAAGCGAUGUGCUACCAGCGUAUAAUUAUUCAUCGGUUGCGCCAGCUGAUAAGAAUAUAUCCUCAAUUGCAUACAUUGAAUCAGGUACGAUUCCAUUUGCAACGCCAAUGACGUAUGCCAAUGUCGGCAAUGUCACUACUGAAGCAAUCACGUUGUCCUAUUCCCAAGUAACAGUCAAUGGAAGUGAAACCGUUGCCUUGGAUAUCCCAGCUAGAUUGAGUGGAGCUUUGAUUAGAUCUGGCUCUAUAUUUGUAACUGGUGUUACGGCAAGCUCAUCUCAAGGUUCCACCCAGAUAUCUUCUAGCUCACUGGGAAAUGCUCCAGCUUUGCAAGUGGUGAGGAUCGGGCGCAAGAAUGAUAGCGGGAAAUUGAGCAUAUGGAUCACUGUGGUAAGCAUAUUUCUAGGCAUUUUCUUGGCUAUGUCAUGA
Molecule: messenger RNA, 2025 nt
Organism: Lodderomyces margitis
Lineage: Eukaryota; Fungi; Ascomycota; Pichiomycetes; Serinales; Debaryomycetaceae
Gene: YPS7
Product: putative aspartic endopeptidase
Exons: 1
Coding region: 1-2025 (674 amino acids)
Source: RefSeq, a predicted model, not a curated record